Messenger RNA from Trypanosoma brucei brucei TREU927, 1140 nucleotides. RefSeq lists its product as hypothetical. The record is from RefSeq and is a predicted model, not a curated record. Lineage: Eukaryota; Euglenozoa; Kinetoplastea; Trypanosomatida; Trypanosomatidae. The coding region runs from base 1 to 1140 and encodes 379 amino acids. The transcript has a single exon.
AUGAGACGCCAACCGUUUCCCUUCGUAGCGCGGCAGCAAUACCUUGAAAACGGCUAUGCUAUUUUGCCCAACGCACUCAGUCCAUCCCUUGUUGGGCCGCUGCGGGAGGCGCUUAUCGCUUCAACGGUUGCUCGCUCUCGAUAUUUUAUUGAUAUGCCCGAUAUUGAGUCCAUGUUAAAGUCAAAGGGGAAGUUAUCGGACCCUCUCUACACUAAUGUGAUGGCGAGGUUGCGGAAACGCAAGCAUAUUUUACGCCAGUACCGGGCGGAGAAACGGCAGCGAAGGCGGUUGGCGGAAGUCGCCGCCAAGGUUUUAAAUGGCCGGAAAAAAGAGGACCUCAGCGGGGAGGAAUUGUGGAAACUGAGUGAGGCGUUAACGAAGGAAGUUGCCAAAAUGUCGGGAAGGGGGUGCCAGGCAACGAUAUUUAACGACCCCCAGAUGCUGCGGGCAAUCAAUGAGUAUCGAUGCAAUGUUUGGAUGACGAACAAAGAUUUGCAGCAUAUCGUGCGCGAUAGGUCCUUCGCGGAGCUGAUCGGUGGUGUUGCAACAAAUGUUGGUGGUGUCGAUCGGCCGGUUCUGUUUAGCGAUGCACCGAUGCUUAGGGAACCCUACGGCAGCCCGUUUGGGUAUCACUGUACGGCUCCGACGAUUGGUGUGAAGACGAAUAGUGGUCGCACGAGUUGUGUGUCACUACUUGUGUUUACUCAUCAACCUGACAGUCAGACCAUGCCUCUGUUUGUGCUAAAGGGGUCUCACCGAUUUGUGAAGGAGCAGUACAUCACGCGUAUUUCUCCUGGAGACCUCUGGAUGCCCUUUAUUCCGAUGGAAACACACAUCCCGGAACAAUUAAAGCGCUUUAACUUCGAUAGUAGCGUUGUGGGAGUUCCUAUUGAGGGCGGUGAUGCGAUCGGCCCCGGCACAAUUAUUGCAGUUGAUCCGCAUCUCAUGAUCGGCAUGGGCUGUAACGCCUCCCCCUCGCGGGUUGUCGUGUACAGGAUGAACGUUGUUUCGGAAGACGCCACUCCUUUCAUGGGCGCCCCGUCGUGGAUUGUUGGAUGGCGGUCCCUGCGCAGUGAAGUUAGUUUCUCGGCUCCGGUUGUGUUCCCGCCUCUACACCAAGUCACAGCAGCAACCAGUUGA